GUAAUGCUUUUCGUUUCUCUACUUUGUCGUGUGUUUUAUUUUUUUCAUUUGAAUUUUUUUAAAAAUAAGAAUUAUAAUCUCCAGUUAAAACAACAUUUAAAAUUGAUCCUAUAAAUUUUAUAUUGAUUAUCAAAAACAAAUUGCGUAUAGUGUUUUUGAUUUCACAAAAGUUCCUUCAUCCUUUUUUUUUGUUAGAACAAUAAAAUUUAAACUAUAAUUAAAAACUUUGUUCAUCAAAAUAAAUAGUAUUUUAUCUUUACUGGCAUUAACAGCAUAAAAUAAUUGUUGUCUCCUUCUUCUUUUUAUCCUUUUUGAAUAAUCUACUCUAAACCAAUUUCUUCGUCAAAAAGGGAAUUCUCUGAUAAAAAAUUCGAGUACUCAUCACGAAUUUUCACCGUCGAUUCUAGUUCCGAUUAUCAACGAUUUCAUUGGAACCUGAAAGUUGAAUCAAUCAACUUUGAUCGGUUUUUGUUUUAGAUCAGAUCUGUAAAAGUUAUGGGAGGUUUUGUAUCGAGAUUCUGGUUCAUGAUGUUUCCGGCGAAAGAGUACAAGAUCAUUGUUGUUGGAUUGGAUAAUGCUGGAAAAACGACGACGCUUUAUAAGUUGCAUCUGGGUGAGGUGGUUACUACCAAUCCUACUGUUGGUAGUAACGUUGAGGAGCUUGUUUAUAAGAACAUACGAUUUGAGGUCUGGGAUCUUGGUGGGCAAGAAAGACUGAGGACAUCAUGGGCAACUUACUAUCGCGGAACUCAUGCUGUCAUUGUAGUUAUCGAUAGCAGUGACAGAGCCCGUAUUUCCACAAUGAAAGACGAGCUGUUCAGGUUGCUCCCACACGAGGAUCUGCAAAAUGCAGUUGUACUAGUGUUUGCAAACAAACAGGAUCUUAAAGAUGCCAUGACCCCUGCAGAGAUAACUGAUGCACUUUCCCUUCAUAGCAUUAAGAACCACGAUUGGCAUAUACAAGCCUGCAGUGCCCUGACUGGUGACGGCUUAUACGAUGGUUUAGGAUGGAUUGCACAGAAAGUUCCUGGCAAAACACCAACCUAGACAAAGGGAAUAUGUUCUUUUUCUGUAUUCACAGAAGUAAUAUGAAACUCCGCGCCCUUGCUGUAAGUUUUUAUGUGUAGUUCAUACUCUUUAUCAUAUGCAUUUCCUUGAAGAGCUACUGGUUUUGGCACAUUUGAACCUUUUCUAAUAGCUAUCACAAUUGACUCCUGCAAGGACAUACAAGAUUUGAAUAUUCUGUAUUGCAAAGUUUAUAUCAUCUGGUAAAAUACAGUGUAAUCCUACGAGUGAAA
This is a messenger RNA of Solanum lycopersicum (tomato), 1298 nucleotides long. RefSeq lists its product as uncharacterized. NCBI's taxonomy places the organism in Eukaryota, Viridiplantae, Streptophyta, Magnoliopsida, Solanales, Solanaceae. Gene Ontology annotation, molecular function: GTP binding; GTPase activity. Gene Ontology annotation, cellular component: trans-Golgi network; cytoplasm. Gene Ontology annotation, biological process: intracellular protein transport; vesicle-mediated transport; protein localization to Golgi membrane. The record is from RefSeq and is a predicted model, not a curated record.